Messenger RNA from Elaeis guineensis (African oil palm), 1326 nucleotides. Its product is annotated as gibberellin 3-beta-dioxygenase 1. Lineage: Eukaryota; Viridiplantae; Streptophyta; Magnoliopsida; Arecales; Arecaceae. The record is from RefSeq and is a predicted model, not a curated record.
AAAUCCUGACACCUUCCAGAAUCCAGAAGCCAUCUCCUCCUAUAUAACCACGCCGGUAGGUAUUUGUUUUUCGAAUCUCCCACACAGCACACGGCCGGCCCUCACAAGCAACUCCUCCCAAGAUCUCCAGCAUUCCCUUUCCCUCACAAGAACUCGAACCAUGCCUUCGCUUUCCGACGUCCACCACCCUCACCACCACCUGCACCUGGAGUUCGAGUCGGUCCGCGAGCUCCCCGAGUCGCACGCGUGGCCCACCCUUCAUGACCACCCCUGCGUGUCCGAGCCCGUGCCGGUCAUCGACCUGGCCGACCCCAAGGCUGCUGAAUUCAUGGCCCGUGCAUGCGUCUCGUGGGGCGCGUUCCAGGUCACAGGCCACGGCGUCGCCCCGCGCCUUCUGGAGGCCAUCGACUCCGAGAUGCGCCGCCUCUUCGCGCUCCCCAUCCAGCAGAAGCUCAAAGCCGCCCGCCCUCCCGACGGCAUCUCCGGCUACGGCCUCGUCCCCAUCUCCUCCUUCUUCGCUAAGCUCAUGUGGUCGGAGGGCUUCACCAUCGCGGGCUCCCCGCUGGACCACGCCCGCAAGCUCUGGCCCCAUGACCCGGACCAAUUCUGUGAUGUGAUUGAACGAUACGAUCAGGUCAUGAAGGCUCUCGCCGGCCGGUUGAUAACGCUGAUGCUUCUCUCGCUGGGCCUCAGGCAUGAGGAGCUCGAGUGGGCCGGCCAAACUGGAAAGCUGCUGCCGGACUUGGCCGGCGUGCUCCGGUUGAACUCCUAUCCGGCGUGCCCGGACCCCGACCGGGCCAUGGGCAUGGCUGCCCACGCCGACUCCAGCCUGCUCACCAUUCUGUACCAGAGCAGCACGAGCGGGCUCCAGCUUUUGCGGGCCGAGGACCAGAACGGCCCGGCCCGGUGGGUCACGGUGCCGCCGCUGCCGGGGGCGCUGGUCGUGAUCGUCGGAGAUUUGUUUCACAUACUAUCCAAUGGGCGGUUCAAGAGUGUCGUCCACCGGGUCGUCGUCAACCGGAGCCAACAGCGUGUCUCGGUGGCUUAUUUCAGUGGCCCACCGGCCGGUGUGAGGGUGUCACCGAUCGGGAAGCUGGUGGGCCCUGGCCGGGCACCUGCCUACCGGGCCGUUACAUGGGCCGAGUACCUGGGCCUCAAGCGGAAGCUCUUUGACAAGGCGCUGGCAACGAUAGAAAUGCCGGAGGAAUCAUAGGAAGACCAUCGCAAUAAACUCUUACUCUGUGAUGAUUGUUGUUGUUUUAAGGAGCAAUCGUGUGUGAUUGACUACGAAGAAUAAAUAAGUAUAAGUUUGGGCGUGAUCACAAA